AUGCGUAAGCUGCGUUUCCAUUGGCCAGCGAACCAAUCAGGGGUGGAGUGUUUAGAGCCUUCAGUGGAGCAAGCGGAGGUGACAUUAAAGAUGGCGGCGCCCAGCUCCGUUCUUGUCCGUGUCUGCACUCGGGGUUUCGGAUGGAAGGGCGGGGUGAGCCCGUGCCUUUACUCGUCUCUGGGGCGCGAUAGCGCACGGGGCUGGAGAGCUUACACUGCACCGACCUACAGCACCGGGGAGAAAAUUACCCACACCGGCCAGGUGUUUGAUGAACAUGACUACAGGAAAGUGAGAUUUGUUGGACGUCAGAAAGAGGUCAAUGAGCAGUUUGCUAUUAACUUGAUCAGCGAGCAACCGGUGACUGUGACGGAAAGCAGAGUGGUGUCUUGCGAUGGAGGAGGUGGCGCCUUGGGACAUCCUAAAGUUUAUAUUAACUUGGACAAAGAAACAAAAACAGGAACAUGUGGAUACUGUGGACUUCAGUUCAGACAGAACCACCAUCACUAAUGUGAUCAGUCGAUGUAGCUUGUGUUUAAACUCUAAUAAAUAUAUAUAUAUA
Molecule: messenger RNA, 559 nt
Organism: Spea bombifrons (plains spadefoot toad)
Lineage: Eukaryota; Metazoa; Chordata; Amphibia; Anura; Pelobatidae
Gene: NDUFS6
Product: NADH:ubiquinone oxidoreductase subunit S6
Exons: 5
Coding region: 1-507 (168 amino acids)
Biological process (GO): mitochondrial electron transport, NADH to ubiquinone
Source: RefSeq, a predicted model, not a curated record